Molecule: messenger RNA, 5044 nt
Organism: Aethina tumida (small hive beetle)
Lineage: Eukaryota; Metazoa; Arthropoda; Insecta; Coleoptera; Nitidulidae
Gene: Dp1
Product: vigilin
Exons: 7
Coding region: 229-4050 (1273 amino acids)
Cellular component (GO): nucleus; cytoplasm
Molecular function (GO): mRNA binding
Source: RefSeq, a predicted model, not a curated record
CAGGUUCACAGAUGGAUGUGUUGUAAUUUUUGCCGUGUGCUCUACGUAAGCACAUAGUUUUACGUGUGACAUAGCAGACGACGAACUUCAUUUUCUACUUGGAAGUCGCAAGACAUUACCAAGUAAAACUGGAGCAUCUACAAGGAAACAGGUUUUUCUAGGACGGAUUUUCUGUUUUUACAGUACAUGUUGCUGUAACGACUUGGCACGACACAGGACAAUCCCAAAAUGCAGCAACCAGUGAUGGAAGAGGGCGUCGCGGCGGCCUACGACAGCCCCAUCAGCAACCAAUUGAACAUCUCGAUACCGCUGGAGCCCCACGCGCUCGACUCGAUGGCCGAGCCGCAGCCGGCGGCCGCCCCACCCACCUACGAUGACCUAUUCCCGGCCCUGCCCGAGUCCAACCUGCCCAAACCGGCCAACAGCAUCGGCCAAUGGGGUAACCACAAGAUGAGAGUCAGCUCGUCCGUGAUCACGCAAGUGUUCCGGGUGCCGAUCGAGGAACGCAAACUGGAUGGCAGCCAGAAAUUCGGCGAGGGCGAGAGCAUACAGACAUGCGGCAACAUCAUGAAAGAAACGGGAGCCCACAUCGAGAUCUCCCACGCCAAGGACCAGUCCCUCACCUUCUUGAUCACCGGUAAACAGAACGAGGUGCUGGAGGCCCGCAGGAAGAUCCUGCAGCACUUCCAAACGCAAGCCAGCAAGCAGAUACAGAUCCCCAAGGAGCAUCACAAGUGGAUCUUAGGCAAGAAGGGUGACAGGCUCAAGGAACUGGAAAAGCAGACGGCCACCAAGAUUUCGGUGCCCGCCAUGAACGAUAAUUCCGACAUUAUCACCAUUACUGGCACCAAGGAAAACAUUGAGAAGGCCGAACACGAGAUCAAGAACACGUCGGACGUACAAUCGAAGAAAGCCUCCGAACGCAUCAGCGUUCCCAAAAUCUAUCAUCCCUUCAUCGUCGGUCCGAACGGUGCCACUCUUGCCAAGAUGAUCGAAGAGACUGGCGCCAGGGUGAACGUGCCCCCGCCCUCCGUCAUGAAAGACGAAAUCAUAAUCGCCGGCGAAAAGGAAGGCGUGAUGGCCGCCAAGGCUCAAGUCGAGGCGAUCUACAAGCAAAUGGAGAAGAAGUGCACCACUGUCUCCGUGGAAGUGCCGAAAUCUCAGCACAAGUACGUCAUCGGACCGAAAGGUUCGACGAUCGCCGAAAUCUUGCAGAACACCGGCGUUAGCGUCGAAAUGCCGUCCAGCGAUUCAGCAACCGGAACCAUCACUCUUCGUGGACCGCACGAUAAACUCGGUCUGGCCCUUAGUUGCGUCUACGAAAAGGCCAACUCCGUGCGCUCCAGCGAUGUGUAUGCUCCGUCCUGGAUCCACAAAUACAUCAUCGGUCGCAAAGGUCAGAGCAUCAAGGAGAUCACCCAAAACUUGCCUAAAGUUCACGUCGAGUUCACCGACAAGGAGGACAAAAUUAAAAUCGAGGGACCACCGGAAGAAGUGGAAAAGGCUCAAGAACAAAUUGAAAACAUGGCCAAAGAUUUGCAAAGGAGGCUCAUCUUCACCGAAAUGCAGGUCGAUCCUAAGCUGUUCAAGCACAUCAUCGGCAAGAACGGCGCCAACGUUAACAGCCUGAAGGAAAAAUUCAACGUGAUCAUUACCAUCGGCGAAAGUGGUUUGGUCAGAAUCGAGGGCGACAAAGAAAGCGUCCACAACACCAAAACCGACUUGGAAGAGAGAAUUUUCAAGCUCGAGAACGAAAAGGAGAAGGACGUGAUCAUCGAACAGCGCCAUUACAGAAGCAUCAUCGGCUCCAAGGGCGAGAACAUCAAAGACAUACGCGAGAAAUUUAAUCAGGUGCAGAUCAUCUUCCCCGGACCUGCCGACAAACACGACAUCGUCAAAGUACGCGGCCCCAAAGAGGACGUGGACAAGUGCUGCAGAUACUUGGAGAAGCUCGUCAAGGAACUGAACGAAUCCUCCUAUCAGAUCGAGGUACCAAUUUACAAGCAAUUCCACAAAUUCAUAAUUGGCAAGGGUGGUGCCAACAUUCGCAAGAUCCGCGAAGAAACCCAAACCAAAAUCGACUUGCCAGCCGAAGGCGACAAAAACGACGUGAUCAUAAUCACUGGCAAGAAGGAGAACGUCCAGGAGGCCAGGGAGAAGAUCAAAAAGAUCCAAGACGAAUUGGAGAACAUUGUGGACGAGGAAAUCACCAUUCCGCCGAAAUACUACAACAGUCUGAUCGGCGCCAAGGGUAAGCUGAUCCAUGCCAUCAUGGAGGAGUGCGGUGGCGUUUCCAUAAAGUUCCCCAGCGCCGACAGCAAGAGCGACAAGGUCACUAUUCGUGGACCCAAAGACGACGUCGACCGUGCCAAACAACAACUGCUCGAUCUCGCCAACGAACGGGAACUUGCCAGUUUCACGGCUGAGGUCCGUGCUAAAGCUCAACAUCAUAGGUUCCUGAUCGGUAAGAACGGAGCCAAUAUUAAAAAAAUCCGUGAUUCUACUGGUGCAAGAAUUGUAUUCCCAUCGAACAACGAUGACGAUAGCGAAAUUAUUACGAUCAUCGGCAAAAAGGAAGCCGUACAAGAGGCCAAGAAGCAGUUGGAAGCGACAAUCAAAGACAUUGACAACAUAAUCGAAAGCGACAUGCAAGUGGAGGCCCGCCACCACAAGCACUUCGUCGCCAGACGCGGUGAAGUCUUGCACCGCAUCAGCGACGAGUGCGGCGGCGUCCUCAUCUCGUUCCCGCGCUCCGGCGUUGAAAGCGACCGCGUCAUCCUGAAGGGCGCCAAAGAAUGCAUCGAGGCGGCGAAACAACGCAUCAACGAGAUCAUCGCCGAUCUCGAAUCGAUGGUGACCAUCGAGUGCAUAAUCGCCCAACGUCACCACCGCACCGUUAUGGGAUCGAAGGGCCACAAGGUGCAGGGCAUCACGUCCGAUUUCGACGUUCAGAUCAAGUUCCCGGACAGGGACAACACCGAGGAGUACACCAAUCACGGUCAGCUCAACGGUGACGUGAACGCCGAACCUGUCAGACAUUGCGAUGUCAUUCGCAUCACCGGCAAGGAGGAGAACUGCAGAAAGGCCAAGCAGGCCCUUCUGGAGCUGGUGCCUGUCACUAUUAAUGUGGAUGUACCGUUUGAGCUGCACCGUUCCAUUAUCGGACAAAAGGGACGUGACGUCAAGGAAUUGAUGGAUCGCUUCGAUGUUCACAUCGUUCUUUCUCCAGCUGAUGUUAAGGAGGACAUAAUUAAGAUCACCGGCAUUGCCAGUAACGUUGAGAAUGCUAAACAAGCAUUGUUGGAGAGGGUCAAGGAGCUGGAAGCCGACAGGAAGGACAGGGAGUUACGCUCAUUUGCCCUGAGAAUUGAGGUCAAUCCCGAGUAUCAUCCCAAGAUUAUUGGCAAGCGUGGCGCCGUCAUCACCAAAAUCAGAAAAGAUCACGACGUUCAAAUCAACUUCCCCAAAAAAGACGAUCCUGAGGAGAACAUUAUUGUAAUCACCGGCUACGAAGAGAAUGCUCACCGUGCCGCCAAAGACAUCCAAAAAAUCGUCGACGACUUGAACGAUUUGACGAAGGAAGAGAUCAUAAUCGAUUCCAGAGUCCACUCAAGACUUAUCGGAGCUCGUGGACGCAACAUCAGGAAGAUCAUGGAGGACUACCACGUCGACAUCAAGUUCCCCCGUCCCGAGGAUUCUAAUCCCGACCUGGUCGUCGUCACCGGCCAAGAAGACAACGUCAUCGAAGCUAAAGACUAUUUGCUCAACAUGGCCGAAGAAUAUUUACAAGAUUGCGAAGAAUUGGAGACUCGCGAGAAACAACACACCCUGACCAGCCACUUCGAACAGAGCGGCGCCAUGUCCGCUCCGGCGCCUCAACAGCCGCGCCAGCGGGGCGAGGGCAACGGCUUCGUCGUGCAGGGCGGACCGUGGGAGCAACGCGCCCCCAACACAGCCAGCAACACGGAGUUCCCGUCGUUCCGUGGCCGCAACAUCGAAGAGACACCGCAGGCCGCCGCGCCCAUCGGGGCUUGGGGCGCGCGCCGCUAAUGCACACGAGACAGCCGCCCGCCUCGUGUGCCGCAUUCGUCGCCCAGAUCGGUUUUGUAGCGCUGAUGUUGAGUUGUUCGUGAUCCACUGUCCUGUUUAUUUUGUUCGUUUGAUUUUGCGUGGUCGACAUCUGCAUAAGCACUGCCAAAUUAAGCGUGGACAGUUGCAAAACGAGAUCUGAGAGACGAGUCCGAGGUUGAGUAAUACUAACCUUAGAUUAAGUAACUACUAUAAAAAAACUAUUUGCAAAGUGUAAGUGCAACCUCUACCCUCACUGUUUGCUGCAUUAAAAAUUUUGAUAUGCCUGGCUAUCGGACACGGACUCGAUAUGGAAUUUUGAAAUAUACCUACAUACGCAAGAAGCAAUUUUCUUUUUUGACGAUAUUAUUAAGUCUUCCCUUCGUGGCAGAUCACGAAUAUCUGCCUAGCGAUGGCUCUAAUAAUUUGUGGAGAUGUUAUGAUAUUGAAUUACUAUUCUCCUAGGUUUAGAUAUUCACCAGUUAACUUGUAUAUCAUCCUAGUACCUUUUAUUAUACUUAAGUAAGAAAACUUGAUUUUAUCCUACACAAUUUUAUUUCGUACGAAAAUUGAUUUUUGUAAUCAUAACUUCUCUGCUAAUUUAUACAAUUUUGAGGUGGUGCAUUGUGCCUUCCUCUUUUUGAUAUGACCGUACUGAACUCUCAAAUAAUACGCAUUACUAUGUUGAAGGCUUUUCCUUUUUAUAAGAGGUGAAGGAUUUUAUAUUAUUGUAUUAUAAUUUUACAUGUUCUUUGUAAUAUUGAAACAAUGAAUCAGACUGAAUAUGCCGCGACGUAACACUCGUUGCAUUACUUAAUAUUCAUUUCAAGUUUGUGAAUUUGAAAUUUUGCUGUUUAUAUAUAAUCUUCUGUAUAUAAUGAUUAUUUAUAUAUGAGUCCUUGCGGUCAAUUUUGUUAGCCCAGGACUAAAACCUGAGGGAGAGAACUAUAUUAAAUUAAAAAACAAAUUAAAUCUA